This is a messenger RNA of Rotaria sp. Silwood1, 891 nucleotides long. The record is from the annotation of a GenBank genome assembly. Lineage: Eukaryota; Metazoa; Rotifera; Eurotatoria; Philodinida; Philodinidae.
AUGGUAACAAUAACAGGAUUUAUUCCACAUCCUUCUGUCCGCCUCGGUGGUCAAGCUGAAGAUAGUGUUACACACACCGAAAUAACACAGCAAGCAUUUAUCCGCAGUCUUGAACGUUACUUUAUCGAUACACAUUCCAUUCGAAGUCAAGACGUUAAUGAAAAACAGGAAUAUACUAUUGAUGGACUCUAUCGACUGGCCUACCCUCAUUGGACUACACAACAAUUGCGACAGCGAUCCUAUCCAUUAAAAUCUAUUCUUGAUACGAUUCUAGCAGAGAAUGGCUUGGUUGAUUUUGAUGCUUGGACGAAAAAAUUACCGGCAGCUCAUUUCGAUAGUGAAGCAUUUAGUAAUGGAAGUCGACGCAUUCUUCAAUUACGACGACGAAUCAUUAAUGAUGCACGUGCAAAAAAGAAAAAUUUGACUGAAGCUCGCAAAUAUCUCGGACAACUGUUGCACACCUUACAGGACUUUUAUUCACAUUCAAACUGGGUUGAGUUGGGCAAAACAGACAUUAACAAUCGACUAGGCAUUGAUGAAAAUAUCGGACCAGUCGCUGCACCCAAUCAAGCGACUUGUAUUAGUAGUGGUUGUUCAAAAAUUCGAGUACGAUGUAGUUUCUAUCAAAAAAUCACAUUGAAUAGGUGUCCAUUGGAAUACUACGAAUGUAAAAAUAAUAUUCGACCAGAAAUUAUUGCUCAAGGUCUACUAACGAGUGGUUAUUCCAGCAAUCAACAUAAUGAAAACAAUGAUCCCGUCAGUAAACCGAUCAAUGUCGAAAAAUGUUCACAUGGUUCAGUAAUGGAUAUUACCUCACAUCAGCCAGCCACUGGUGGAAUCAAUAAAGAUACGACCAUUCCAAUUUAUUCACCUCGUUUCGAUCUUCAGUGA